AUGGGUAAUGCUGAUAGCCAUGUUAAGCAGGAAUACGGUUACUUAUACAUUUAAACAAAUCAAUCGCAUUAUGAGCCUGGCCAGCAGGUUAUUGGAACUAUUUUUAUCAGAACUAUGAUGCCACUUGAAGUAUCAACGAUAAACAUUGAAGUCAAAGGAGUUGAGAAGGGUGGAUUUACAGUGACUAGGAGUAAUGGAAAAUCAACUCAUAGAGAAAGAAGAUGGUACACACAUAGACACAUUAAAUACGAUCAGCCCUGUUUCAAUUUUGCAGUCGAUACACUUUAACCUGGAGAUUAUGCUGUUCCAUUUUAAUUCAAUCUGCCUUUAGGUAUACCUGCUACAAUGUUCUUGAAUGAUCCCAAACAUAGAGAUCAUCCUAAGAUGAAGGUAAAGUACACUUUGAGAGCCAAUUUGAAAAACAAAGUGAAGAAGAAUCUCAUGUUCUUUAAGUAGAUCAUCAAAGUUGUAGAGCCAAUCAUUGAGUACAAACAAGAUUUGCAAAAUGUUAGCGAAAGAAAAGUCACAACAUGCUGCUGCAUCAAUCAAGGUAUUUCCAGAAUCGAAGCUCACUUUGAUCGAAAUAUCUUCUACGCCCAUGAAAACUGCAGAGCUGAAAUUAAGAUUGAUAACUCUAAGUGCAAUAUUAACAUAACAGAUUCAAGGCUUGCAAUCGAAUAGCAUAUCUAUAUAAAAGCUGGCUGGGAUGUGUUUAGAAAUGUCUAUACACUUGGUGAAAGAUAUGGAAAAGAGGUGAGAGCAAGAGAUGCUUAAAUAUCUAAUUAAGUGAUCGACUUGCCUCUGAGUACAAUAAGAUAUGAGGUUCAUGAGGAGAAGAAGAAAGAUGGUUCAAUGAAAAUUUAUUCUGAUUAAGAAAAAUUCCUUAUGGGAUAGCUGCAAGCUGCCUCUCAUGGCAAGUAACUAACAAAUGAGUAUUUUGUGGCUAUUAGAUGCAACUAUCAAGGGUGCACUUGCUGCAGAGAGUUACCUCAUAUCAAAGUACCAGUCGCAAUUCUUCCAACUGAAGUACCAGAUUUGAUGAGGUAAUAGACAGAAGUUGAGAGACCAGAUGACUACAACCCUAUAUAUUACAAAGCUUAUGAAUUCGAUCUCACAAACGAAGUGUGA
This is a messenger RNA of Stylonychia lemnae, 1128 nucleotides long. The record is from the annotation of a GenBank genome assembly. NCBI's taxonomy places the organism in Eukaryota, Ciliophora, Spirotrichea, Sporadotrichida, Oxytrichidae.